Molecule: messenger RNA, 1479 nt
Organism: Aspergillus nidulans FGSC A4
Lineage: Eukaryota; Fungi; Ascomycota; Eurotiomycetes; Eurotiales; Aspergillaceae
Product: protein pbn1
Exons: 5
Coding region: 68-1432 (454 amino acids)
Biological process (GO): GPI anchor biosynthetic process
Cellular component (GO): endoplasmic reticulum membrane
Source: RefSeq, a predicted model, not a curated record
UAUCACUCCGUACAAGUCUCCCAUACUCUUGCUUUGAUUCCAGACUUGACAAUUGGCAAGUACAACAAUGCGCCAACGAAUAACAUACAUCCAAAAACCCUCUUUACCUUUCCACCCCUCUCAAACAACGCUCACCCGCGACUCCCUAUACGUCGAAUCCCUCGACGCUGCCCGCGAAGAACGCGUGACUUUUAGCUUCGACGAAUUACCUAGUGAGCUCUGGCAGGUCCUGCGACAAUGCCACCAGCUUCAUAUUCGGUGGGCUAGUGAGAGGGCAUUUGAGGCUGUUUCGCCGUUGUCGAGUCGGAUAAGUCCUGGCUUGCAUGUGUUUUACUCGCCGGUCGAGGCCGGAAGGGCGAAGCGGGAUAGUGAGGGGAGGGAGCCGCUGUGCACAUUACUGAAGAAGGUGUUUGAUGACGAUAUAUCGCAUGCACUGACAAUGAGUGGGUUCUGGUCCCAGGCUCCAGGGGAGCAGGGGUGGACAGAGACAAUCGGAAAGCAUGAAGGUGGGACAGAUAAAGUGGAGAUUGGUCUUUUGGGAGCAGAGCCCGCGAGUGAGCCGGAGGAGAUAAAAGUCGGUGGAUUGUUGGCUGUUGUUGGGCAGGAUGAGGAGCUGAAACCUACACUGUUCUCGUUCCCCUCACGACAUCAUCCGCUCCAUGAAGAUGCAACGUACUCGGUCACGUUUCCGCCUCCAACUGGUUUGCAUCCUACGAUGACCAUCUCGAUAGCACCGGAAGCGCUCAAGGAGCCCCCGCGGCGUCCUGACGCAACCUGUGCGCUGCAUGCCUACCUCACCUUGCCUUCUAAACUAUUCGGCGAUAAGUACCAGCUUUCGACCACAGACCCGUUGUUCCUCAAGUCCCAUAAUCUGGCCUCUCUCCGGGCAGUGGCAGGGGAGACGGACCUCGAAGCUCCGGACUGGUCCAUAUCUCGCUGGGGGUCGAACUGGCUGCUUGAACUAGCUAGCCCGUCUGAGUCGGACGAGGUCGCGGAAGAGUGGAACAUCACAAUCCCUCUACACCUGCGAUAUCUGCCCCCGUCAGAAUCAGGGUACCAACCCGCAUCAGUACCCUGGCCCGUGGUUUUCUGGGCGUGUAGCGCGGAAGAUGGCACAAAAAUGGGAGUGAAUCCAUUUGAUCGUAUAAACUUGGGAUGGGAGGGACUAUUUGGCCCUCGAACAAUGUUCUACCAGCUACACCCUUCGCCGAGUCCUGAAGGUGGCAACCUGGUAGAGGAAUUGGAGGUACCAGUUCUUACACUGAAGGAAAACAGUGGUAUCUUCAAUAGUCAGGUCAUUGAGCUGGGCACAUUCGCAGUUAUCUCCAUUGGCUUCUUGUGGGUGCUGUGGAAGUUGGGCUUAGUGGCACGCUCAUCGGGAAUCCGGCCGCAGCAUCAACGCAACCCCGGAAAGAGGGAUAAAGCUGAAUAGGCGGUCUCUAGCUUGGUACGCUGCGAAUCUAGUGAUUGCUCCUCGGC